Molecule: messenger RNA, 663 nt
Organism: Lithohypha guttulata
Lineage: Eukaryota; Fungi; Ascomycota; Eurotiomycetes; Chaetothyriales; Trichomeriaceae
Exons: 2
Coding region: 1-663 (220 amino acids)
Source: RefSeq, a predicted model, not a curated record
AUGAGGGGUGGACCUGAAGAAGGGUUCAUCCAAGGCGGAUGUGGGGAAGUGCGUGGCAGUGGGGAGGACGAAGGUGGUCUCCUCGGCAUGGCGCAGUUGGAAGAACUGGAGCAGAUGCGUCAGGCAAACUGGCCUCAACGAGUGAACAAGCUGGAGAAGUACACUCGUUUUCUCGAAGGAGAGAAUCUUCGACUACAGCAGCUGCACCUCAGGUCGUCUCAACCAGAGAUUAAAGCCCUGGUUGACGAGAUAGCCGACCAUCACGCAAUAUCUCAGGCACAUGUUAAGGACCUUGAACACGAAAAUGCUUGUCUCCAGAAGUCCAAGACUCUCCUCGAGCUAGAAGUGAACCUGCACAAGAAGCACAUCGCAUACCUCGACCACAAGCAGACGCAAUAUCGCAACGAGCAAAAUAUUCUUGUCGAUACCCUCAGAGACCUCGACGCACGAUACGCUGCAAAUCAAGAGAAACUCCAGAUUCAGCAAGAUGAGAAGAAGCGCAAAGCGGCCACUGCAACCAUGUUCAAGCUAUGGAAGAAGAACCUCAACAUAGAUGCCGAGCCAGCAGCCAAUCCUGAGCAGAGCUCAGAGACACAGUCUGGUGAGACUGUUGUUCGAGAAGGCGAGCGAGAAGAGAACGCUGAUCAUCCUUUGGAGAUCUAA